AGUGCUUGCCCUCUCUGAUGUACACGCUCUGUGCAUUGUGACUAGUGAACUGAUUACCCGACUUGAACUGCGCAUUUGGGCUUAAAAAAUCGGUCAGUGGUCGCAAUGACGGAAGCCAAUGACUCGGACUCUGGGAAAGGUUACUAUCGACGAUCCGAGAUGCGUCGACUGAUGUCGCAACCGGUUGAGACGUACCGUUAUGAAGAAGAGUCGAAACGUGGUGACGGUGACGGUGCUGUCACGGCACGGCCGCCAGUUAUGCGACGCUUCGCCGCCCCCGUGCAGCGCUACGCAAAUCGCAUCUCCAUGCCUGUUUUACCGCAGGGCAAUAUACACGAAAGUUCUCCGGAUUUGCAGGAGUCGAAAACGCGGUCCGGGCUGAUGUCCGAUGUCGAGCUGCAGCAAGGUUUCAAGUACUCAUCGAACCUUCGAGAAACAGAUCCAGAUUUUCCCGGGGAGUCUUUUGGGUCUCGGGUUGCCGAACGUUCGCGAAGGAUCUCGACCUCGUCUCAUUUUUCCUCCUGUCCACCAACGGUGAUGGUUAUUGCUAAUGGAGGCGGUUCAUCGGACUCCGUCGGUGAUUCUGACAAGCUAUCUAUGAUUUACGAGCCGCGGCAUUUUCAUUCCGGCUCCCCGAUUCAAGUCGAUUAG
This is a messenger RNA of Notodromas monacha, 651 nucleotides long. Lineage: Eukaryota; Metazoa; Arthropoda; Ostracoda; Podocopida; Cyprididae. The record is from the annotation of a GenBank genome assembly.